Messenger RNA from Rhinichthys klamathensis goyatoka, 1943 nucleotides. It is a transcript of the gene heatr4, whose product is annotated as HEAT repeat containing 4. NCBI's taxonomy places the organism in Eukaryota, Metazoa, Chordata, Actinopteri, Cypriniformes, Leuciscidae. The coding region runs from base 157 to 1890 and encodes 577 amino acids. The transcript has 12 exons. The record is from RefSeq and is a predicted model, not a curated record. Gene Ontology annotation, molecular function: oxidoreductase activity.
GACGCACUUUGCUUGUUUUAUUAAAAAGUAUUUUAUCCUCAUUUUUGGUCAAAACAUUUGAUAUAAACUGCUCUGAAAAAUAAAUGUUCUGACAUUUCAAGUGUGAUCUCUGUGCUGUGAUUCCUGUGGAGACGUGAUUUGUGAAUUGUGGCGACAAUGUCCCAUAAGGCCUCACAGACAACCAUGAAUUUACAGCAUGCAAACUGGAGACCAGAGCACCAUAGCAAGCGCAGAGAGGAGUGUCUUUACAAACAGUUUCUGAAUAACGCAAGCCAGCGCCUUUCUUUCUCUGAAGAAGUUAUUUAUGAGAUGGGAGCCAUUUCAUACAGAAAAUUAGAUUUUAGCUGGCUUUUCCAUGCCACAGGCCCCUUAGCACCAUGUACCACAUUAAAGAAAAAAAAGAAGCAUGGAAACAAAAAAAGAAACUGUAACAUUAAUACUUUAACCCAAGAAGAAGGCAGAAUUUCAUUACAGGCUCCGGCACAAAAUAAGACUAAUAAUCUGUCGCAGCCGAGGAAACAACACAGGAUACCAGGUUAUGGGCUCUCUCCAGUAAGCAUCAAUGUGCAGAACCACUUAAAUACGACAGCAACUGUGACCAUCAAGCACAUUGAGAUCCCACAGACCCCUCGUCUGCAGGAUAUUCUGAAUCCACGUCCCGGCAGCCAUGUCACAGAGAAUGUCUUUACACAGGAGAUCUUCUCAGCUCAACAUAGUAAGAAAUGGAAGUUGAAGGCGGUACCGCAGGAGUUGCAGGCUCUCAUUGUCUCAGCCCUUGAGGAUCCAGUGAAGAGAGUUCAGAUGACUGCUGCAGUGUGCCAGUAUGCCAUGAGGACACCUAACACACACGCCAGAGACAUACUACGAAGCAUGAUAAAACAAGACCCCUCUGGCACGGGUGCAGACAGCUGGGUGGCGGCGCAGUGCUUGGCGAUCGACGGUGAUGCAAGUCAAGCUGUCAUACAGAGACUCCUGUCACAGCACUUCCUCAGAGACGCUCUUUCAGAUCAGGAGCAGUCUAUCAUGUUACUCUCCAACAUCAGCAGCAAGACUACACUAGUGCGCUCUCUUCUAGCAGAAGAGUUAAACAGCGCUAACUGGAGAACACGAGUUCAGGCCUGUACUAGCAUUGCACAGCUCAGAAGUCAAAUCAACAAGGAUCUUUGCAACAAACUGAUACACAUGAUGUGGAACGACUGGAGCUGUGCUGUUCGUCAUGCUGCAGCACUGGCUCUAAGUAAACUGAACGUGGCCAGAGAAAUGCACAGUGAGCUGAGCACGAAGCUGGAGGAGGGUCCAACCGCUUGGCGUCUGGAAGCGCUGAUCUUAAUUGGUCAACUCAAAAUAAUGACACCCAAGCUACUGCCCACUUUCCUGCGGUGCUUUAAUGAUGACUAUGUGACUGUGCGCAAACAAGCUUGCUUGACUGCAGCCUCUCUAAUGAUGGAAGACCAGUCGGUCGUUGAUCAGCUUAUUAACCUGAUGCAGAAUGAGCCAACAUGGGAGGUGAAAGUGGAAGCAAUUAAUGCUUUAAAGAAAAUAGGUUGGAUGAACCCAGCUGUCCAGGAGUUGCUGAUGUGGGCUGUACACCAUGAGGAAGAGCCCAGUGUGCGCAUUGCUGCCUGUGAGGCCCUGAGCACUUUAGACGCAAAGGGCCCCGAGUUACAGCAUUUCCUACAAGAGCGUUAUGCACUGGAACCCAACGCUGAGGUGCAGAGACACAUUCAAGGUCUUCUGAAAAAGCAUGGGUACAGCCUGCGAGGAGAUGAAAGCAAGAUUCAUGAGAUAAAGCUCCAGAUGGAGCUGUUGUGUACAAAACACAUCAUUACACAGAAAGUACUCUUAUUAGAAGAGAUGGGAAAGCAGCAACAGCAGAAAUUAUUGUGCUGAAUUUAUGGUUUCAUUUGUCCGACUAUAUAAAAUAUUCAAAUGCCUGAACACUA